AUGUCGUCCAUGUGGUUAUCAGAUUCCCAAAAGAUCGGAGUCGCAUUCUGCACCGGUGGAGGAUUCUUCCUCAUCGGAGGCGUGAUGCUCUUCUUUGAUCGGGCGAUGCUUGCCAUGGGCAAUAUCCUUUUCCUUAUCGGUCUGACAAUCAUAAUCGGCCCCCAAAAGACGCUCCUCUUCUUCGCACGCAAACAGAAACUCAAAGGCACGGCAGCCUUCUUUGGCGGUCUCGCUCUUAUCCUUCUGCGCUGGACCCUUAUAGGGUUCCUUGUCGAGCUAUACGGUAUCAUGGUCCUCUUCGGCGACUUCCUCGGUACGAUUGCAGGCUUCGCGCGGAAUGUGCCCGUCGUCGGACCUUAUAUCGGGAUGGCUGUCGAUAGGGCAGGCUUGGGACGAAGGAACGCCGAGUUGCCAGUAUAA
Messenger RNA from Scedosporium apiospermum, 420 nucleotides. RefSeq lists its product as uncharacterized. Gene Ontology annotation, biological process: retrograde transport, endosome to Golgi; endoplasmic reticulum to Golgi vesicle-mediated transport. Gene Ontology annotation, cellular component: Golgi membrane; Golgi cis cisterna; COPII-coated ER to Golgi transport vesicle. The transcript has 5 exons. NCBI's taxonomy places the organism in Eukaryota, Fungi, Ascomycota, Sordariomycetes, Microascales, Microascaceae. The coding region runs from base 1 to 420 and encodes 139 amino acids. The record is from RefSeq and is a predicted model, not a curated record.